CUUGUUUUUAAAAAAUUGCUCACUCGUAAAAACCUUGUGAGGAGGCACAGCAAGCUUUCUAGUGAAAGCUGGUGACAUUAAUGCGGGGCACCGUCCCGUGGCUCAAGGGUUUCCAAGACAUAAGGACACGGCAGGCUUUUGAUCACCAUGGCUGCAGUGGAUCGUUUCUACCUUCUGUACAGAGAGAUCAGCCGUUCCUGCAGUUUUUACAUAGAGGCCCUGGCUAUAGUUGGAGCAUGGUACACAGUCAGAAAGUGUGUGUCUCUUGCGUUUGACACUUACAGCAUGUUGAGGUUGCAUUUAAUUCCAAAGCUGGGUGGCGAGAUUGAUCUUGUCAAGCGCUAUGGAAAAUGGGCUGUGGUCACAGGUAGCACAGAUGGUAUUGGGAAGGCGUAUGCUGAAGAACUGGCAAAGCGUGGUGUCAACAUCAUCUUAAUCAGCCGAAACAAGGAGAAGUUGGAGUCUGUAUCUAGAAGCAUAUCUGAAACCUAUAAAGUGGAAACAGAUUUCAUAGUAGCUGACUUCAGCAAGGGGCGUGAGCCUUACCCAGCCAUUAGGGAGGCUCUGAAAGACAGAGAAAUUGGCAUUUUGGUGAAUAAUGUAGGAAUGUUUUAUCCCUACCCGGACUAUUUUACCAACCUGUCAGAGGAUGUGCUGUGGGACAUGAUCAACAUAAAUAUUGUUUCUGCUAACAUGAUGAUGCAUAUUGUGCUGCCGCGCAUGGUAGAGAAGAUGAGAGGGGCAAUUGUGAAUGUUUCUUCUGCGUCCUGUUGUCAGCCGACACCAAUGCUGACAAUCUAUGGAGCCUCUAAAACCUACUUGGACUAUUUCAGUAGAGCACUACAUUAUGAGUAUGCCUCAAAAGGAAUUUUUGUUCAGAGUUUAACCCCAUUCGUAAUUGCCACAAAAAUGGUAGCAUGCAGCAGCACUGCAUCAAAGAGAUCUUUCUUUUUCCCUUCUGCUGAAGAAUAUGCAAGUCAUGCUGUUUCUACUCUUGGGUUAUCCACAAGGACUACUGGAUACUGGAAGCAUGCAAUAAAGUUCACAUUGGGUGAGCGCAUACCUGAAUGGAUCUGGGCAUGGUUUGCAAUGUAUUUUGGCAGAAUUAUACGCAAAGAAGCUUUAACAUGCAAAGUGAAAUAGGAAUAUCCUGACAUCCUGUGUAAUGAGUGCUAUAUUCCGAUCAGUGCUGCAAAACUGUUUAGUGAACCUUGGUGGACUUACUGUAAUUUAUCCAUACCUUGCUCAACAAGCUACCUGCAACCUUGACAUCAGAAGUUUGGAUCCUUGCUGUAUCCUUGUGUUAAAUAGUUCAGCUUUCCUCCAUGACAAAGAGCUGAUCUUGUUGAGGUUGAUUUCUGUUCUCUUCGAGGUAAUUUGGCAGGAGCAGGUAACUUGUAAACUUGACAACUUGUAAAGUUGACAGAAUUUGAGAAUUCCCCAAAUCUGUCAGAAACGGGCCCCCAAAAAUCAUUUUGUUAAAAUAAACCAAUUCCAGUCAACUGUAUUGUUUCUUUA
This is a messenger RNA of Calidris pugnax (ruff), 1518 nucleotides long. RefSeq names its product hydroxysteroid dehydrogenase like 1 (gene HSDL1). The record is from RefSeq and is a predicted model, not a curated record. The coding region runs from base 148 to 1143 and encodes 331 amino acids. Gene Ontology annotation, molecular function: oxidoreductase activity. The transcript has 5 exons. Lineage: Eukaryota; Metazoa; Chordata; Aves; Charadriiformes; Scolopacidae.